AUGCAUUGUGAGAGGUUUCUCUGUAUCCUGAGAAUAAUUGGAACCACACUUUUUGGAGUCUCCCUCCUCCUUGGAAUCACAGCUGCUUACAUUGUUGGCUACCAGUUUAUCCAAACAGAUAAUUACUAUUUCUCUUUUGGACUGUAUGGUGCCUUUUUAGCAUCACACCUCAUCAUCCAAAGUCUGUUUGCCUUUUUGGAGCACCGAAAAAUGAAAAAAUCCUUAGAAACGCCCAUUAAAUUGAACAAAACCGUUGCUCUUUGCAUCGCCGCGUAUCAAGAAGAUCCAGACUACUUACGAAAAUGUUUGCAAUCUGUGAAAAGGCUAACCUACCCCGGGAUUAAAGUUGUCAUGGUCAUAGAUGGGAACUCAGAAGAUGACCUUUACAUGAUGGACAUCUUUAGUGAAGUCAUGGGCAGGGACAAAUCAGCCACUUAUAUCUGGAAGAACAACUUCCACGAGAAAGGUCCUGGUGAGACGGAUGAGUCACAUAAGGAAAGCUCGCAGCAUGUCACCCAGUUGGUCUUGUCCAACAAGAGUAUUUGCAUCAUGCAAAAAUGGGGUGGAAAAAGAGAAGUCAUGUACACGGCCUUCAGAGCACUGGGACGAAGUGUGGAUUAUGUACAGGUUUGUGAUUCAGACACCAUGCUUGACCCUGCGUCAUCUGUGGAAAUGGUAAAAGUUUUAGAAGAAGACCCUAUGGUCGGAGGUGUCGGGGGAGAUGUCCAGAUUUUAAACAAGUAUGAUUCCUGGAUCUCCUUCCUCAGCAGUGUGAGAUACUGGAUGGCUUUUAACAUAGAAAGGGCCUGCCAGUCUUAUUUUGGGUGUGUCCAGUGCAUCAGUGGGCCUCUGGGAAUGUACAGAAACUCCUUGCUGCAUGAAUUCGUGGAAGACUGGUACAAUCAGGAAUUUAUGGGCAGCCAAUGUAGUUUUGGUGACGAUCGGCAUCUAACGAACCGAGUGCUGAGUCUGGGCUAUGCAACAAAAUACACAGCUCGAUCCAAGUGCCUUACGGAGACACCUAUAGAAUAUCUGAGAUGGUUAAACCAGCAGACCCGUUGGAGUAAGUCCUACUUCCGAGAGUGGCUGUACAAUGCGAUGUGGUUUCAUAAACAUCACUUGUGGAUGACCUAUGAGGCAGUUAUCACUGGAUUCUUCCCUUUCUUCCUCAUUGCCACAGUAAUCCAGCUCUUCUACAGGGGAAAAAUUUGGAACAUCCUCCUCUUCUUGUUAACUGUCCAGUUAGUAGGUCUCAUAAAGUCAUCCUUUGCCAGCUGCCUUAGAGGAAAUAUUGUCAUGGUCUUCAUGUCCCUCUACUCAGUGUUAUACAUGUCAAGUUUACUUCCUGCCAAGAUGUUUGCAAUUGCCACGAUAAACAAAGCUGGGUGGGGCACAUCUGGAAGGAAAACCAUUGUUGUUAAUUUCAUAGGACUCAUUCCAGUAUCAGUUUGGUUUACAAUCCUCCUGGGCGGUGUGAUUUUCACCAUUUAUAAGGAAUCUAAGAAGCCAUUCUCAGAAUCCAAACAGACCGUUCUAAUUGUUGGAACGUUGCUCUAUGCAUGCUAUUGGGUCAUGCUUCUGACGCUGUAUGUGGUUCUCAUCAAUAAAUGUGGCAGGAGGAAGAAGGGACAACAGUAUGACAUGGUGCUCGAUGUAUGA
This is a messenger RNA of Puma concolor (puma), 1659 nucleotides long. NCBI's taxonomy places the organism in Eukaryota, Metazoa, Chordata, Mammalia, Carnivora, Felidae. The record is from RefSeq and is a predicted model, not a curated record.